CAACCGAAUAAACACGCCGAUUCGUCUGGUAAACACGUGCAUUUUUGUUUUUUCCUCACAGUAGAUAUUUUCUCCUUAAAAUGAAAUUAAAAACGGUCAAAAACAAGGCUUCAUCUGAUAAAACACUAGUGGGCAUAAAGAAAACAAAAAACGGCAUACAGAAGGCAAAGAAAUCGAAAAAAACGCUGAAAGAGUCUACCGUUAAUGCUACAGCAGCAGGUACCGGCACGAGUACUCCGCUCACGUUUGCCGAAAAGAAGGUACUCUCCGUGAAGCGUAAAUCUAAUGCUGCGAAAAAUCCCGAUGAAUCAAAGCCAACGCUCAGUUCGGCAGAUUCAGUGUUGGUGACGAAAAAAUCAAAGAAGCAGAUUAAUAAGGCAUCAGAAAAGUCGAAAAACACCGAUGAAAAUUCUUCCAAGCAGGAAACUAAUUCGGAUUGGAAUACAAAAGCAUGGACAUUGAUAAAAGAGUUGAAGAAAAAGGAGAAAAAAGAGGGAGGAAAUGUAGCUACAACAGUUUCAGAAGAAACGAUGGCACUGGUGCCAACGCAAUUGAUUUCGAAGGACAGUUUUAAAAAGGUUUUUAAAGUUCUUCAAUCACAAGUCGAGAAGAACCCUAACAAGCUGUUCGGUGGUGAUCUGAAGUACAGUAUUCAGAUUACUGCGGCAAAGAUCCCUCGUUGCCCACUGCGAAACAGCCGCAUCACUCUUCCAUUUCCGGUACUUCGCGACGUGGACGAAAUUUGUCUGAUAGUGGCCGAUUUAAAGCGAGGUCGCACUGUUGACUUCCAGCCCACGCAGGAGCAUUGGGAGGAUAAGUUGCGUGAGCUCGGUGUUACUAAUCCGAUACAAAUCAUGCCGUUCCAACAGCUGAAGCAGGAUUAUCGCGCAUUUGAUAUGAAACGUAAGCUAGUGCACCGCUUUGAGCGUUUCCUUGUUGAUGCGCGUAUCGAUGGUCACGUGUUUAGUUUUCUCGGGUCGCAUUUUGCUAAGCGGUGCAAAAAUCCCGUCGCUGUUAAGCUGGACAAAGAGGAAAACAUUAAGAAAAACAUCGAGAAAGCUUUGCAUGUCCAAACGUACCGUCAGGGUAAUUCAGGAACGACAACCGACAUUAAAAUCGGUGCCCAAUGGAUGCCGGCGGAUCAGGUAGUCGAGAAUGGGAUGAACAUGCUGGAACAGCUCAAGACAGUCUACCCGGGCGGAUGGUUAAACAUUCUCGCACUUCAUCUGUGCACAUGCUCGGAAAAGAUGUCAACCUUCCCGCUGUAUGUAAGCGUGAUCGAUCCGAACCUCAUCCCAACACCAAUGGUGAUAGGACCGAAGGAGAAAUUUAUCAAGAAACAAAAGGACCUGAUAAAAAAGCGCACUGGUGGCAUGUAUGAAGUAGAUGACGAUGGUAUUGUCCAGAAGGCCCGCAAGAUGAACGACGAUGGAACACUGGAGUCGGAAGAGGAGUUGGUUAUGGAUGAGCUCGAGAAUGAACAAGAUGAUAACUGGCUACCAUACGACGAUGAACCAAGCAAUAAGGAGAGGGGAGGACGUGUACGCCACCGGCACGACAUAAAAAUUAGAGUCAAAUAA
Anopheles nili is the source of this 1580-nucleotide messenger RNA. Its product is annotated as ribosomal L1 domain-containing protein CG13096. The coding region runs from base 81 to 1580 and encodes 499 amino acids. NCBI's taxonomy places the organism in Eukaryota, Metazoa, Arthropoda, Insecta, Diptera, Culicidae. The record is from RefSeq and is a predicted model, not a curated record. The transcript has 2 exons.